GAGAAAUGAAACAAAAACCUCUAUGUAGGUCUCGCUUAGACCUACAUUUCAUAGAUUGACAACCCCCAACAAAAAUCAACAGGAAGUUUGCAAUCCCCCCUUCAAAACAAAAGUUUUGUAAAAACCGGUCACCUUUUUUUCAAACAUUAUCUUCUCUGCGUUUGUUUUUUGGGCUUCAAACUCCCACAGGAGAGGGAUUGAACCCUUCUGAUUAAAAGUAUAGAACAGAGUUUUGAUAAGUUCUCAGGUUUUGAUUUUACACGCCUUCAAAAAACCCCUGUGCAAAGUCUCCUAAAAAAUGUCAUUUUUGCCUCUGAGCUGUUAUUUGACCCCCUUAAAAUGCUUCUAAACUCACCAAACUUGACACACACAUCAGGUCUGGCAAAAAUUGCGAUCUGAUGAAAAAACCUAACCUCAAAACUCAAAAUUGCGCUCUACCGCUUCCCCACGAAUACAACACGGACAAACUGCUCCUAGGAAGAAAACACAGACCAAACUGCUUGUAACUUCCGGUAGGAAUGUCAGAAAGACAUUAAACAAAAACCACUAUGUAGGUCUCACUUAGACCUACUUUUUAAUAACUAACAUACUUUAGCAAAAAUCAACAGGAAGUUUGAUAUUUUCACUUCAAUACAACAACUGCAUUACUUUCACAAUGCAUUUGAUUCUCAAAAUAGUGGCUCCAAGGCGUCUUCUAACGGCCGUGGGUCUCGGGGGCAGCAGCCAAAGGUUGACCCGACCAACGCUGCUUGCAGCUUUAAUUCAUGAUUGAUUUUGAUUCGCUAUUUUUUUUUUUAAAGGAACAUGUUCUUGUUACAUUUCACCUGUUUGCUCCUGUACACCACUUUUUUUUUUUUAUCGUAUUUUUAAAAUGUGCCGUGGGGCCGUCAAAAAAUGACCUGCAGGCCGCAAACGGCCCCCGGGCCACACUUUGGACACCCCUGGUAUUUUAAGAUAAAAGUAUAUAAAAAUGAAAUCAUGAGGAAGAACAUAUUUGAAGUAUUUUUCUUUCAUUUUUUUGUUUGCUCGACAGGCCGCGCACGUUGGAACACAUCGGCGAGAAGAAAAGAUCAGAGAAGGAACUUGCCAGAAAAAACCUGUCACUGACACACUGCCAAGCGCUCCUGGGGAACCACUUAUGAUGUCUUUUAUCUACUUAACUAGUACUUAACUAGUACUGGACAAGUACAAGCACAGCCAGGCCGAACAGGCUGCAUUGUCUUACUGUAGCUGUCAAUCACGCGGCACUUAAUGUGUCACCAUGGCGACCGAUGGAAACACGCCUCAGUCCUUGCGCCUUGUUCCUCUCACAGAGACGCUCAGCAUGGAACCCUCGGACCAAAUGUUCAUGGAGAACCUUCGACGCUCAGGGCGCCGCCAUGACUUCUUUCUACGCGCUCGUCCUUACAGGGGGGAGCUGCCAACCGUGGCAGGUUUGCUCCUUUACCCAGACACCCCGGCCAAGAUGGAGACCACCUCACGUGAGGCCUUCUGCUCCAGGACCGUCCCACAGCGCCAUGAUCCUACUUCCUGUCAGAAAAAGCACCAGAACUUACCGCCGGACACCAAGCUCUGUUCUCAUCCGGCGACCCCACGACAGACAGCAGAACCGGUCCAGGAUCCACAAGCGGAGAAGAUGCUGUCUCAGUACCAGAAGGACUUCCCCCCUCCGUCCUGGCCGCGCCGGAGGAGGACCCCCGCUCUCCCGCAGCAGGACAACAUCGGCAUCAACCCGUCUUUCAGGAUGGAGUUCAGGACCGUCCAGAGGGACACGUACCCCGACUGGCCUGUCUCCGGUCCUGAGACGGCAGGGACAAGAUCUUCUCAAAGUCAAUGAGACGUGACUUUGAUUUAUUUUUCAAUAUAUUAUUAAUAUUACAGCUGUAAUAGUACGUGGAAGUACCGAACCAAAAGGUAUGGUCCCCCCAAAAAAAGUCCUCUUAUGAAUACAUCAUUCUUAUACGCCAGGGGUCGGCAACCCAAAAUGUCGAAAGAGCCAUAUUGGACCAAAAAUACAAAAACCAAUCUGUCUGGAGCCGCAAACAGUUAAAAGCCAUAUUACAUACAGAUAGUGUGUCAUGAGAUAUAAAUUGAGUUAAAGCUGCAAGCAGCGUUGGUCGGGUCCGCCUUUGGCCGCUGCCAAGCCCUGGUCUAAGUCAGACCUACAUAGAGGUCUUUGUUUCAUGUCUCUACGACAUUCCUAACAGAAGUUACAAGCUGUUUUGUCUGGGUUUUUUCCUAGUGGGCGCUGGAGCGUAGUUUUGACUUUAGGGGUUUGUUUUUUUACUAGAUGGCAAUUUUCGCCAGUCCUGAUAUGUGUGUAAAAUUUGGUGAGUUUUGAAGCAUGUUAAGGGGGUCAAAUUACAGAUCAGCGUUUCUGGAUGUUGUUGAUAAAUGGCUUUCGCUUUGCAUAGUAGAGCUUUAACUUGCACUUUGAAGCAUUUUAAGGAGGUCAAAUUACAGCUCAAAAAGGCAAUAAUGAAAUUUUUUAGGAAACUUUGCGCAGGGGUUCUUUGAAGGCGCGUAAAAUCAAAACCGGAGCAGUAAUCAAAACUUUGUUGGACAGUUUUAAUCAAAAGGGUUCAAUCCCUCUCCUGUGCGAGUUUGAAGCCGAAACGACAAACGCACUCGGAGGAGUUUACGUUUGAAAAAGGUGACGGGUUUUUACAAAACUUUUAUUUUGAAGGGGUAAUUUUUAACUUCCUGUUGAUUUUUGCCGAAGGAUGUCAAUUAUCUAAAUGUAGGUCUAAGUGAGACCUACAUAGAAGUUUUUGUUUCAUGUCUUUCCGGCAUUCCUACUGGAAGUUACAAGCAGUUGUGUCUGUGUUUUCUUCCCCGAACCCGUUUUAACUGUGUUUUGAUAAAAAAAAUUGCGCAAGAGCGCAAUUUGGAGUUUUUUUUUCAUUAGAUGGCAAUUUCUGCUAGUCCUGAUGUGUGUGCCAAGUUUGGUGACUUUUGAAACAUUUUAAGGAGGUCAAAUUUCAGCUGAAAGAGGCAAAAAUUAAAUUUUUUGCGAAAAUUUUGUUUUGAAGGGGUUUUUGCCAACUGCCUGUAGAUUUUUGCCCUAGAAGGUAGAAUUAUGAAAUGUAGGUCUAAGUUAGACCUAUGUGACAGUUUUUGUUUCAUGUCUGUAUGACAUUCCUAACGGAAGUUACAAGCAGUCUGUUUUUCUUUCCUUCCUAGGGGGCGCUAGCGCGCAAUUUUGAUUUUUCUGGUUUAGCUGCCUAAUAAGUUGGGAAGGUUUGCUAUACCGACGUGUGUGUCAAAUUUGGUGAGUUUUGAAGCAUGUUAAGGGGGUCAAAUUACAGCGCGUAGGUGCGGAAUAAUAAUAAAACACAGCAGUUUCAAUAGGCCCAUGGCAAAGGACUCCUGUGGAAAUACGGUAAGAAGGAAGUAAAGAGUGAGAAUCUAUUAACAAAAUAAAAGCAUGUGUGUUCUUGUCUUGCAGAAGAAUUGUGGAAAAUAGGCAACAUUUUUAACAGCCAUUGCAGCUCCCCUUUAAUAGAUAGAUAGUUCUUUAUGUAUUCCUUCAGGAAAAUGAACAUUUUCCGCACAAAAAAGACCCCAAAUACUGCACUUCAAGUCCGGCAGGGACAAGCGGUAGGAAAUGGAUGGAUGGAUGUUACUUCGAUCCGAGUGAGACUUGUACAUAAUCAUCUCCGGUUUCCGUGCCUGCUCCUCUCCUGGUACCGGGAGUCAUCCCCCCCCCUGCUCCGGUCCCGGGAGUCAUCCCUCCCCCUGCUCCGGUCCCGGGAGUCAUCCCCCACCCUGCUCCGGUCCCGGUUAUCCCGGUUGUCCCUACCGUAGUCUCGACCUCCACCGGCCCCGGGCCGCUCCCACUCCUUCCGCCCGCCGGCCCACCGCUCCUGCGGCGGCCCGACUCCCAGGUUGAUGGGCUUGCGGAAGGGUCGGUCCCGGCCGCCGAAUCUCAGCUGUCCGGACUCCUUCUUGCCGCCCUGGCCGCCGCCGAGCCGCCUGGGGAUCCAGCCCUUCAGGGUCCGCUCCAGUUCGAAGUCCACGAAGAGUUCGUGCUGGUCCACCAGCAGCUUGUUGGCGUCCCGGCGGGCUCGAAGCACCGCGCGCUCCUCUUUGUACUCGAUGAAGGCGUAGCGCUUGGAGAAGCCCGUGACGAUGUCCCGCAGCAGCCGCAGCCGCUUGAUGUCCCCAAACUUGGAGAAGACUUGCCGGAGUUUCUCCUCCGUGGUCUGCGGGUUGAGGCGGGCCACGAAGAGCGUCAGCAGCGGGUCUCCCACCACGCCUUUGUUGGGCUUGUAGCGGGCACACAUCGCCCGCCACACCGCUCGGUCGUGGGGCUCCACGUCGGUACCGUCGAUGCUCCCGGCUUUCAGCGGCUCGUACACCUUCGCGAUGGGGUUCCAGUCCUCCAUUUUGAACCCCGACUUUCUUAUUUGUUGACAAGAAA
Messenger RNA from Nerophis ophidion (straightnose pipefish), 4423 nucleotides. RefSeq lists its product as uncharacterized. The transcript is spliced from 4 exons. Bases 1262 to 1837 code for a protein of 191 amino acids. The record is from RefSeq and is a predicted model, not a curated record. NCBI's taxonomy places the organism in Eukaryota, Metazoa, Chordata, Actinopteri, Syngnathiformes, Syngnathidae.